GUCUUGUAUUCGUUAUAGCCUUAUUACGGGCUGUAAUUAUGAGGUAAAUCGAUGCCUAGUUUGUUCAGUUCCCAGAAGAAGAAAGGUAAAGCGCAUAGCAGCGUUUCUAAUAUCCACAAUAGCACAUCCAGUGCUCACAGCGAGGCACCUGAUGUUAACAGUGAGGUAUCUGACGUUUGCAGUAGCUUGAAUACUGCGGCGAAUGUCUCUGCAAAAAACGUAAAGCCUGCCCGAAACACAGAGAGCAGUGCAAGUCACGAUAGCUCGUCUUCGAACAGUCACUUAGAAUUUCAUGACGCGUUGAACACAGCUGACACAAGACGUCUCAAUCGAUCAGAUCUUGAAACGCGAACUGAACCAAAGAGAUGGUCUGAUGUAAAAGAUGAAGAAGUUGCUGAAACAGAUUAUUUGGAUCGCUGCGACAUAUCUACAUAUUGGAUAGAUAAUGAAGAAAAAGAUAAAUCCAUAGAUGACUUGUCUCAAUAUCUUCAGGAUAUGGAGGACCCUUUGGGAAUUGGGACCAAGACUGAUGGGAGCCAAACACCGUAUCUCAGCAAGUUCAAUGGGGGCCUGUCUCGUGAUAGAGUUGUCAAAAGGAAAAAAACACUUGACUUGAUCAGCGAAGAAUUUGAACCUAUCACUUAUCUCAUUAGUGUGCAUCGGGAUACGACGAUUGAUAACUUGUUAGUUGGCAAAAGAAACUUAGAGUUGAAGCUUGCUUCUCGCCAGCGCCAGCUUGAAUACCUUGUUAAGAACAAGUUCUCUCUCUUCAUAGCUUGCAAAGACGCCAUCGGCUCUAUCAACGCGAAAAUGAACGCCGAUAGCACUUCCGCUCAGAUCAUCACGUAUUCUGAGUUCAUCUUUUCGGAUCUUGAAAAAUCUUCUCGAGAGAUCUUUUCUAAUUUGAUAGAGCGGAAAAACGAAAUUGACAGAAUUCGUAAUGCCUUGAGCAUUCUGAAGAGAUCUCAAUUUUUCUUCCAUCUACCUCGACAAAUGCGAGAUAACAUUGAAGCUCGACAAUAUGGUAAAGUAGCUGCCUGUUACAAAAGAAUCAAAUCCCUUACUGCGACUAUUUCUCAUACUUAUGCCAGAAACGUUUUGGCAGAAGUCGAGUCGAUCGUCAGUAACUUGAGGACGACGCUGUUUGAACUAUUGGAACAUCCAAACACGACACUGAAAGAACAGGAGGUUAUUAUAAUGCAAUUGAUUGACUUAAACAGCUCGAUGGAUCCCGCAUGGUUCUGUAUUUCGCUUUGUUACAAAAAGAUGAAGUCUCUACUUACAGAAAAGUUGGUCAAUCUCAACUCGCCUCCUGUAUCUGACCGCUACUCUUCCAGGUCCUUUGAUCUUUCGACGUCGCCUAUUGUACAAGCUUCACAGAUAUUGCAGGAGCAUAUGCCGCGCUUCUGGCAUUUGUUCAAGCUCUGGAGCUCAAAUUUACCGGAAAUUUCCGGUGACUUGGUCAAAAAUUCGGCGGAGCACCACACCCAAGAGGAGUUCCUGGAGCUUCUUGAAGACAUCUAUCAUGUGUACUGUGAUAUCGUUAUCAAAGAUUUCUACGGUCCUUUUUACACAAUUGAGCAAGUAGUAGAGCUUCUUAAUGAAAUGUGCAAGCUGUUACCGAAUGGCAGCUUCACUCUUUUUAACGAGAAAAAAAGCUUCACCAAGCGCAAGGUGGAUCGACACUCUUCCAGUCACCAUAGUCUUACGUUGUCUCCUUUUCAGAAACACGAAAAAAUGAAAAAUGUAAAAUCAGACACGCCGACGACUACCUACAACUUUCCGAAAAAGUUCAAAGAUUUCAUUCAACAAAGUGUCAACGAUAAUGAUGUGGACGGCAGCUGCUUUGGAAAGGAAAUCGUUUUGUCUAUUCGGAAUUUGCAACAAUGUCUCUCUCAAAUCUUGCCCGAAGAAUAUAUGGAGGCCUUGUCUGAUCUCUUCGACGUGAUCCUCCGCACGUACAUUGUUAAGGAAGUUUACGAUAUUUUUUACAAGAUCAGAACCUGGUUUACAAGAGAAACGUGGGCCAUUGCAAACCAGAAUUAUAUGAUAACGUCUGUUCCGUUAAAGUUCGAGUGCAUUUUGAAGAGGCUGCUUAAUAAUUUCGAAGCUGUUAUCUGGAAGGAUCAUCCGCUGAUCAUACUUUUUCAAAAGAGCCUAGUUAAGUGCUUGAAUCACUUUUUAGAAAAUACGUUCCAUCUGGUGUUCACCGAAAAAGUCGAGUGUGGGGAGGAAAUUGCGACAAGACUUGGGCGGUCCGUGAAGUCGUCAACGGGCAUCCAUGCCACAUCCGAAGACGCUCGCCUAAUUAUCCUUCUAAACAAUUGCUAUUACGUUAGGACCAAGAUUGUUCCAGCGCUUGUCGAGACGUUCGAAAGCAAAUACAACCGAACGUUAUUUUAUGACGCAAAGUUUAGAGAACUUCAGCCUAUAGAGCAGUUAGAAGAAAUGAUAAAGCUAAGGUACAUCUGCUUCGAAACGGUUGCGCUGAACUCGAUCUUGAAUGGUGGGCUGUUGUACUCUGGAUUUGAUUGGUCUGGUUCCUCUGUAUUGCCUAGCAACAUAAGAGAUUACGUCAAAGUCGCGUUGCUCGAGCUGGUUUUCAUUCACGACGAAGUCUACCGUACGAGUAAAAAGUUGGUCUUCACAAUAUUGUCCACAUUGUUGAUGAAUAUGUACCAAUGUUUCCUCGACAUCCACAUUUAUGUUGAUAGCAUUUCUAAGUUCGCUGCGCUUCAGAUAGGGAUUGAGCUGGAAUUUAUUCACAACGUGAUGAUAAAAUACAGAACACCUAUCUCGAACAAAAUGUAUUUUGACCUUGAUCAGAUGCUACAGUACUCUUCCAUGAUGGAUCCCAAGUCUAGUGACUUUACCAUUAAGGAAAAAAAGGAAGUGAAGAGUAUUAUUACUUCAGAACUGAAUGACACCUACCUCUGUUACGAAUGCUUUAAUCACGUUGACUUGCCUGACACCGCUGUCCCUACAUCGUGAUGGAGGUGUGCCAGUGGUUUUGCGAGUUUUAAAAUGUGUACGCUUUUUGAGUGCUAUUGCAUUCACCUUUCGACACCCUGGAUGCAAGGACAGUAAAAGGAACUUGAGUUUUCGCGACGCCAAUGCGAGUUUUAAGAUUGCUUGGUGGUCGUCCUGCUUUUGGUUUUCUUUUUUUAAAAAAUUUGGUCUGCGUGUGGCAGAACUGGUUGACGAAGCGGUGAUCCUGAGUGCGGGGGGGUCACGGCUCAUGUAUGAAGGAGUGAAUGCCGGUUUCAGUUGUGCCGGCGCUAUCUAGGGUGUUUACACAAUAUUUUGCGAGCUGAGGCCCUGAUAGAAUUUCAAGAGUUAAGUUUGCACCAACAGAGAGUAUCUGAGUGGGUUGGGCGGGUCAGAGUGGUUUCGAUGCUCUUUGUUUUGCGCGAGGGGUUUUUGGCGAACAUCAGGGCUAGGGGCUACGUUUCUGCACUUAGAGUGACCAAAAAAAAAAAAGGUCGUCUGUUUUUGCGCUGCUUACUUUUUUUCCGCCUGUCUGUUGGAUGGAAUACCACGGGAGUGCCCUGUCCACUCUACAUUCCGCACUACAGUCCGCGAGGGCGUUACUUAGUUUAGACACAAGCAGUCUAAACGAAUACCGAAAACAAAUGCUUCAGAUGAAGCAAUGGAUUAACUAUUUACAUAGUGAGAUACAAAAGAAUGCGAACAUGACGGGCCAGCAAGAUUUGGAUGGCGCGGUCGAGUCCGAGUCUUCUAUCUCGACAAUGGAUCAACUCAUGGAAGAGAAGGUGAUGUUGGAACAGCUCAUCGAAAAAGAAGACAAUAGAUUGUAUCAGCUCCUGGGCAAGCUGCGAAUAAUGCAACAAACGUUAGACUCUAUUGAAGGCGAUAUGUCGGCGAAAGAAGAGGAGGGCAAAACUGCUUAGAGCGCGCCUCUGCUCUCUUCGUUGGCGUUUUCUGCGUGAGGAUAGCGUUGCAGCGAGAAUUUUCGGCGGUGCAAGCUAGAUUUGAAGUUGGGAAAAACUUUUAAAACGUGUUUUUCUGGUCAACGGGGAGCGAAGAGCCUCAACAUGUAAGCUUCCCAUGUCUUAAGGGGCCCCCGUGCCAUCAAAUGCGGUCUUGGUUUGUCCGUCCGGCGCACGAUAGUUGUGACGAGGAACGCCUUGGUAGAUGCCACGAAAAUAGAGCCUCGCUCAUUCGUUUUCAUUUUUUUUUUA
Molecule: messenger RNA, 4202 nt
Organism: Schistocerca gregaria
Lineage: Eukaryota; Metazoa; Arthropoda; Insecta; Orthoptera; Acrididae
Product: exocyst complex component 2-like
Exons: 4
Coding region: 52-2991 (979 amino acids)
Biological process (GO): exocytosis; Golgi to plasma membrane transport
Cellular component (GO): exocyst
Source: RefSeq, a predicted model, not a curated record